GUCCUCUGCCAAAAAGUAGGUGACUAUGAACUCAUCCCUUGCCCCUCGCAGAAAGUUUGCUCCCUCCCCUCGCCUCCCGCCCGCGGUGGCGGCAGGAGGCAGCGAGUCCCCGCUCCUGCUUAAUAUUCCGCCCGUUCCGCCGAUGUUGUGCUUGGCUCCGGUGGGACUGCAACUCACGGCUUGAAACCGGAGCCAAUUUUCUGUCUUUAGCCUCGCAGUGUUUUGACUGGAGGCAGAUCCAGUUCAGCCCGAUCGGGGCUAGUGGAAACAACUACCUAAGUCUCUCUCGCCUGGCUGUCUCGUUUGGGAGGGGAAGAAAGAAGAAAGGAACGCGAUCCCCAACUGCUGGGCGCGCUCACACACACACACACACACACACACAGAGCUUCGCACACCCGUCGGUGCGGAGCCAACCCCGCCGGCAGAACAUGGGAAGCGAGUGAGCGGAUCCGUGCCGGUGCCGCCGCCCGCGAUGACCCUGGUGCUGCCCAUGCAGCGGCUCGGCCGCCCCAUCGCCGCCGAGGGAGCCGCCGACCUCGCCGCCUACCGCGCCCUCUGGGAGCCGCCCUGCUGCGGCCCCGCCGCCCCGCCGGCCCCCGCCGGCCCCGCCGCAGGAUCACAUUACAGGGGAAUUUCAAAUCCUGUAACAACAUCCAAGAUCACAUACUUUAAAAGGAAAUAUGUGGAAGAAGAGGAUUUUCAUCCACCGCUCAGCAGUUGUACACAUAAAACAAUCUCCGUGUUUGAGGAGCGGGCCCAUAUUCUUUACAUGUCUUUGGAAAAGCUGAAAUUCAUUGAUGAUCCUGAAGUCUACUUACGGAGAUCCGUCCUCAUCAACAAUCUAAUGAAGAGAAUCCAUGGAGAAAUCAUUAUGCAGAAUAACUGGUGCUUCUCCACCUGCUCCUUCAAUGGCACCUCGCCACAAGAGUGGUUUGUGCCUCAGGACUGUCCAUACAGAAAACGCCUUCGGAUGGCAAAGGAGGAGUAUGAGAAGCUCCACACGUGCUAUUUCUAUCAAGAGUGUGGCAGUCACUAUUUAAAUCUACCCUACUCUGUUAAUACGAGUACAGAAAAUACUUCCUCCUCUUCCUCCUCCUCUCCCAUUUCUUUGCCAAGCUGUUCUCAGCAGGUGGAUUAUGACAUUGGCAGUGGCCCUUCUUAUAGGAGUGAUGACCAGAUAUCUGCUAACGAAAUAUUUGUCAGUAACACUAGGUCUCACAGUAAUCAAGAAAAGGCAAAAUUUAAUGACGACAAAGGAGGUAACGAACCUGAGCGAGAGAACAUCGCCCUAAACUGUGAACCUGUAAGAGGCACCCAUGCUCUCGAAUGUAAAGGCAAAUUUUAUGACUAUUUUGAGACUGGAUGUAAUGACAAGAGCAACGUAAGUGAAUCUUGGAAAAAAUCCUUAAGGAAAAAGGAAUCUGUACCAAGUAAUAAAAUGUGCUGCAGCAAAGGAAAUAAAAUAUGAGGCAUCUUUCUUGCUCUCUUGAAGCAUGUGCAGCAUGUUUGUUCGUCUAUCAAAUUUUUAUUUUGAAUUGAUUUUUUUAUAGUUUUCUACAAAUGAUACAAUCAUGCCACAAACAUUACAUGUAGUUUUAAAUGACUGGAGAGCGGAUUGCUUAAAGUAUCUCGAUGAUGUGCAUCAACGGGCUAUUUAUAAAUAUGGAGACUUCAUAAAGAACGCAGUUGCGUUGCUGCUUAGCACUAUAGUCUGUGCAGCUAUGGAGUAGCUUUCGUUACUGAAAAUACUGAUCAGCCAGACGGGGAAACCAUAUUGUUUUCUAUAUCCCUGCCCCCAAGAAGUCUGCCAUUAAUUAAGAAGAACCUCCAUUAUGUUUACCAAGGAAUUAGAAGUCUGGUAAACAAAUUGAUGCUGCCAGCAAGGGUGAUGUGCUCUUUGUAACUCAGUGUUUGUUAUGACAAAGGACUGUCUACAUGGACUGGGAAUAAACCAUCCUUUCAUUUUGACCUGAUACUCUUGAAUACCUGGAUUCAGUGUCUUGUUCAACUGACAAAAUAGGACAUAGCAUAAAGAAAUAACCUGUUUCUGGAAUCUUAAUCAGAAACACAACAUGCAGUUCAUGUACAUGCAUGUUUUCACCUCAGCUGUAAUAACUAAUGAGGCUUGUUGUUAUACAGGACAGGUUUUCUUUUGGUGCCUUACUUUUUUGUCUUAAUUUUUGCCAGCAUGAAAAUUAAGUAUAAAUCAGUGAUACAGCAGGGAUUUGACCUAAGCAGUGGAAAAAAAACCAACAAACCCAAACCACAGGGUGGAUCAAUAUUAUUAGGAACCUUUAACCUUUGAAGUACUGAGUUCAACUUCCUAUUCAAACAUCUCUGUUCUUCCUUUUUGAUGCUCAAUUGCUUUUUGAUUUGCCAUCCUUAGGAAGGGAUUUAAGAAACAAUAGAGAGAUGUCUCUUGUAAACAAGCAUUCGAUGCUUGAGUGUUUCUAUGGCAACUGUCUGUUGCUGGGGCUCUUUUUUUUCCUUCUUCGUAUAAUGAAGUUCAUGAACCAGUGGCAUGUUUUAUACUAUAUUCUGUUUCAUUUAAUUUCUCUUUUUUAGAUUGCAAAAGCAUGCGGGAAUUUUUCUAUGACUUUUGCAGUUGAUUUAAGAAAGACAAGAAAAGAAAGCAAAAAGCACAAUAAUAAUAAUGUGGCGAUAAACGUGAUUUUAUCUGAAUGAAUGUAAGGAGUUUAAUCUUAAAAAAAGAAAAAAUACAAAACAUUUUGGAGAAAUGAGCUGAGAUUUCAGUGGCUAAGGACAACUUUUAGUCAUCCUGAGGUAGACUGUUGGCAAAAGUGUGCUGUUUAAAAUGCCCAAAAUACAUUAACCGGGGUUAGACCCAGAGUAUUAGAUCCACCAAAUUAAUUGGUUCCCACAGUCCCCGUAACAACUGGCAGGAUGUGCUUGGCAAAAUAGCCACAUCGAAGCUACAGCUGACUCAUAAUAGCUGCCUGUUGCCACAGCAUCAUGCAUCCAAGUGGCAUCUUCUCCACUUGGUUCUUAUCCAGAGGAUGAAAUUCACCUCUGUGCUGGGGGGGAGCGGCCAGCUUGGUGCAGGGCAUGAGGGUCCUUGGGGGAACACUGCCCUGGGCUGUCCCCAGCUUGGUGUUGGAGUCAGCCAGGUCUUUGGGUCAGAGACCUCCCACUCUGGGUGUCAUGGGUUCAGCCUGAGUCCUUCAAGGCGUUGUUAUUUUGGGAUAGCGUGCACACCCCACAGUCACAUUUGCAGACUGGACAGUUUUCAUGACUAAGCCCACUGGUCACAGGAAAAAGCUCCCCCGGAGCCACAGUGACCACAAAGAGAGGACAUAAUCCAAUGAUAACCUUUAUGUGGUCAGUUGAGUUGGACCUGACAAGGUUGUAAGGGUUAUCAUUGUGACGAAUGACAAAUAAAGAAAGUAUAAAUCCCACCUGAUUUCUCCAAGACAGAAGCUUUUUUAUUAAUAAUAAUAAUAUUAAAUAUAGAUCUCAUUCAUACAGUGUAUGAGUAGGAUCAUCAUUUAGACAUUUGUCCACAAGGACCAAUUUUUUUUAAAAAACUGAUUUUUUCUUGUGUUAUACCCAGGUAGUCUAGUAAUGUCUGCUCUUUUCCAAUAUUUGAUAAACACUUGAUGUUUAAGCUUAAAUACUAGAUGCUUGUAUACUAAUGUGUUGUUGUAGUAAAGUGAAAUUUCCUUGAUAUAUAUUUAUUAAAUUGACCAAAAGUCAUUUUAAUUUUA
Messenger RNA from Cuculus canorus (common cuckoo), 3725 nucleotides. It is a transcript of the gene SERTAD4, whose product is annotated as SERTA domain containing 4. The transcript is spliced from 4 exons. Gene Ontology annotation, cellular component: nucleus. Bases 473 to 1468 code for a protein of 331 amino acids. The record is from RefSeq and is a predicted model, not a curated record. NCBI's taxonomy places the organism in Eukaryota, Metazoa, Chordata, Aves, Cuculiformes, Cuculidae.